GCUGCCUGUUUCUAUUUCCAAACAUCAACAAUUGAUUUUGAAUUGAAAAAUUUGAAAAAAUGAAAUUCAUUACCGCUUUCGUAUUUGCUUUUGUUGCCAUUAAAACGGUAACCGGCCAUGGUUAUGGAUCAUCAUUUCAAGGAAUUGGCUCUAGCUAUUCGCCAAUGUCUUAUGGUCAUGGCUCUUCAGAAAUGUCAUCUGGUUAUGGCUAUUCACCAAUGUCUUACGGUCACGGAUAUUCAGGAAUGUCCUCUGGUUAUGGCUACUCACCAAUGUCUUAUGGCCACGGUUAUUCAUCAAAGUCAUUAGGCUCUGACUAUUCACCGAUGUCUUACGGCCACGGUUAUUCAGGAAUGUCUUCUGGUUAUGGCCGUGGUUAUUCAUCAAAGUCAUUCGGUUCUAGCUAUUCACCGAUGUCUUAUGGUCAUGGCUCUUCAGGAAUGUCAUCUGGUUAUGGCUACUCACCAAUGUCUUAUGGUCAUGGUAAUUCUUGGGGUUACUAAAAAAUUAAUCAAAAAACUGCCAGUUUUUUUUGUUGAAUUUCUUUUUUCUUUUUCUUUUUUGUGUUACUUUUUAUCCCAUUUAUCUAUUUCAUGCAAUAAUUGAAAGAUUUUAUUCAUUUAAAAUUUUAUUUGUGCGUUGAAACAAUAUGAAUUGGAAAAA
This is a messenger RNA of Dermatophagoides pteronyssinus (European house dust mite), 663 nucleotides long. RefSeq lists its product as uncharacterized. Lineage: Eukaryota; Metazoa; Arthropoda; Arachnida; Sarcoptiformes; Pyroglyphidae. The record is from RefSeq and is a predicted model, not a curated record.